AUGUCCACGGAGAUGGCGCGACGUGGACUCCGAAUCCACCACUCCGUGGAUGGGUACUGGGGGCGCAAGGAGGCCAGCGUGGAGGCAAAGGAGGAUGGUGAGGAUGAAGAAGAGGUGGUGAAGAUGGAGGGGCUUAGGACAUCUCAAAAUUCUCUUGGGGACUCAAAUCCCCGGGGGAGGGUUGGUGCUAAUUGGCAAGAAUUGAUCGAAUGA
This is a messenger RNA of Penicillium brevicompactum, 213 nucleotides long. RefSeq lists its product as uncharacterized. The record is from RefSeq and is a predicted model, not a curated record. Lineage: Eukaryota; Fungi; Ascomycota; Eurotiomycetes; Eurotiales; Aspergillaceae. Bases 1 to 213 code for a protein of 70 amino acids. The transcript has a single exon.